Molecule: messenger RNA, 2834 nt
Organism: Cornus florida
Lineage: Eukaryota; Viridiplantae; Streptophyta; Magnoliopsida; Cornales; Cornaceae
Product: wall-associated receptor kinase-like 1
Exons: 3
Coding region: 311-2425 (704 amino acids)
Biological process (GO): protein phosphorylation; cell surface receptor signaling pathway
Cellular component (GO): plasma membrane
Molecular function (GO): ATP binding; protein serine/threonine kinase activity
Source: RefSeq, a predicted model, not a curated record
UGAAAAGAAAAAAAAACGCACUAAAUUGUUUCUGUGCCACCCGUCUCACAUUCGUUGUACUCGCUCCGAUAAUUGGUUCAAAGAUCAUCCAAUAAAGUAAAACUAUGAUAUGCUGGACUUUUCUUUCACAUUUAUGUUUAGUGUAACUUGAUGAAUACGUUGUUUGAUUUUUACUAAUUUAUGUUUUUAUUUUAUUUUUUUUCAAUCUAUUUGAAUAUCUAUAUAUAUUCUCCAAAAACACCAAUAUAAUAUAUUGUAGUUCUGAGAAUCUCCUUUAAUUCUCAGAAAAAAUUAGAGAGGGAAUUUAAAAAUGGCGAUUGAGUUGAUGGUAUUGGUAUUAGUAUUAGUGUGGUUAACAGGAGGAGCAGCAGCAUCAUCAUCGUCCGCAUUAUCUCUAGCAAAGCAUGGUUGUAAUGACACAUGUGGAAACAGCGUGACCAUUCCUUACCCAUUUGGGGUCGGAGUGGGUUGCUAUGCCAACAAGAACUUCUCAAUAACUUGCAACUACUCUUUCAAUCCACCCAAACCUUACCUCACUCGCUACAACCUUGAGGUGCUCGAAAUUUCAUUACGGCGGAGCACCAUUAACGUCCUUUAUCCAGUGCUUGCUUCUGAUUGUCAAAAUUGGACUAAUGUUCAUGGACUUGUGAAUUUGUCCAGUCCUUUUUGGUUCUCUCGAGCGUAUAAUUAUUUCACGGGGACAGGUUGUGACAACCAGGCCUUAAUGAGCAGCCACGAAGGAACAAUUUUAGGUGGAUGCAUAUCAAGCUGCAGCAGCAACGUCAAUUCAUAUUAUCGAGGAAUCUGUCAGGUCACACCCCCUCCAUCACUCAGCUUCAUCAAUGCAUCUCUGAGCAGCAUUAAAGAUUCCAAGAGUAAUAUUGGUCUUGAAAAAGAAUGCAAUUAUGCCUUCAUCGCGGACGACCAAUGGGACUACUAUAACUCCACAGAUAAAUAUGCCAUGCUAGUAACGGGGCGUGUUCCUGCUGUGCUGGAUUGGGACAUACAAGGGCUGUGCGAGUCUAAUGAAAAUAGCAUGCGCGGCUCAUCAUGCACAGCAACACAUUCACGCUGCACAACAUUCAGAUCAUAUCUUUACAACUCUAGUUAUUCUAUUUACUCAUGCUAUUGUACUUUUGGCAAUGAAGGAAACCCGUAUCUGUCAUAUGGAUGUCAAGGUUCUCCCAGGGACAACAAGAAAACUCGAAUAAUUAUAUUAGGUAUUAGUACAGGUGUAAUUGGAAUACUACUUCUACUUGGUGCUUCAUGGUGGUUGUAUAAAUUUGUGAAGAGGAGAAAGGAACUCAUGCUUAAAGAUAAAUUCUUUAAACGAAAUGGCGGUCUAUUAUUGCAACAACAAUUAUCUUCGGGUGAUGAAGGUAAUGUUGAGAAAAGCAAGUUGUUUACUUUAAAGGAAUUGGAAAAGGCCACUGACCAUUUUAAUGAGAAUCGAAUCCUUGGUCAAGGAGGGCAAGGUACUAUAUACAAAGGAAUGCUGACUGAUGGUAGAAUUAUAGCAGUUAAAAAGUCCAAGAUAGUGGAUGAAGACAACCUUCAACAAUUUAUUAAUGAGGUUGUUAUUUUAUCACAAAUUAACCAUAGGAAUGUGGUUAAGUUGCAUGGGUGUUGUUUGGAGGCAGAAGUUCCCUUGUUGAUUUAUGAACACAUCCCCAAUGGAACCCUUUACCAGUAUAUCCAUGAGCAAAAUGAAGAGUUUCCACUUACUUGGGAUAUUCGUGUUCGGAUUGCUACAGAAGUUUCAGGAGCUCUUGCCUAUCUGCAUUCAGCAGCUUCUAUGCCCAUUUAUCAUCGAGACAUCAAAUCUACAAACAUUUUGCUGGACGAAAAAUUCAAAGCAAAAGUGUCGGAUUUUGGAACUUCAAAAACAGUUGCCAUUGAUCAAACUCAUAUGACCACACUAGUACAAGGGACCUUUGGAUACUUGGACCCAGAAUACUUCCAAUCAAGCCAGUUUACAGAAAAAAGUGACGUUUAUAGCUUUGGAGUAGUUCUUGCUGAACUUUUAACCGGACAAAAACCAAUCUCAUUAACCAGAUCAGACGAACGGCGAAGUUUGGCAACAUAUUUCAUAUUGGCAAUGAAGGAAAACCAUUUACUUGACAUUCUUGAUGCUCGAGUUUCCAAAGAGGGUGUGAAAGAAGAGAUCAUGAGGGUUGCUAAUCUUGCAAGAAAAUGCUUGAACUUAAGUGGGAGAAAAAGGCCUACAAUGAAAGAAGUUGUAAUUGAAUUAGUAGGGAUUAGAAUGUCGCAAGGGAUAUCUAUUAUUCAACAAAAUUAUGAAAAUGAUGAAUAUACAGUAAUUGAACUCACAACACCUCGGGAUGUCGCUUCAACUUCGACAGGAUCGCAUUUGGAUAGUAAUGUAACAUCGUCACUAGAUGUCCAACCUUUGUUAUUUAGGUAAUUAUGAUUGUUACAAAUGUUUGUUUACCUUUUUUCUUCAUAUUUUACACCAGUCUUGUUUGAAUAAGUACCCUUAUAUUUCCUACUAUGUUUUUUUUUUUUUUGAAAUCGUGAUAUGUUUGCAUGUAGCAAAAUUUUAAUUUUAUAUAUCAUACUUUGGUUGGUUUCGUUGCCAAAUCUACAGGUUGAAGGCUAACAUCAUGAAGCCAUCUUUGUAAUUAGAACUUAUGCUUCAUUUGGAUUGAUAGGUUUGGAAAAUAGAAAGGAUUAGAUACUUUUGUGUUUGUGUUGUCCUUGGGGAGAGAAAAAAAAGGAUUUGGAUAGUUUUCGAGGGAUAUCUUAUCCCUCCAAAUCCCUCACUUCCUAUCCUCCCAAAAUGAGAAGAUUUAGAGAAAUGUGAUAGUGGGUUA